AUGUUUUCUCGCGCUUUCCUGGUCCUCUGUGGUGCUAGCAUUAUUGCCGCCCAACAGCACAUUGCUGACUCCCCUUUCUUAAACCAAUGGCUUGUCGAUUCCGGUUAUGUAUCCAUUUCUACAGCUGGCAGUGAUGCCACUCACACUACCUAUGUUGUCAAAUGCGAUAACGGCGAUGCCAAUGUUUGCACGCUACCUAGUGCUGGUGCCACUGUUGUCACAGGCCCGUCAUAUGUUGGAUGUUCAUACACCGAUCCGUCAGAGCCAUUGUUCUCCUCUGUUGGGUGUAAGUAUAUCGACUCCGGAUCUUCAGCUGCCUGCACCGAGUACCAGUCGGGCCAAAGUGGGACCUAUGUAGCCACUUUUUCGAACACAGCUACUCUUCCUGCCUCUGCGAUCGCAUUGGGCUUUAAUACACCUGCUGCUACAAAUACGGCUGGUGGUACCAAACACACUUCCGAAGCCAGUGCUGGAAACGCGGCUACUGCUACGACUGAGUCCGCAACUCCUACCGAUUCGGGAGCAAGUGAGACCAAAACUGGUGGUGCGGCUGAGAUAGCUGGGCUCGGGACUGCACGUUUUGCUGCCGGUGCAGCAGUUCUGGGGGGAUUAGGACUGAUAAUCUAA
Messenger RNA from Penicillium lagena, 627 nucleotides. RefSeq lists its product as uncharacterized. The coding region runs from base 1 to 627 and encodes 208 amino acids. The record is from RefSeq and is a predicted model, not a curated record. Lineage: Eukaryota; Fungi; Ascomycota; Eurotiomycetes; Eurotiales; Aspergillaceae. The transcript has 3 exons.